AUGAAAGUGGGAAAUGGAGAAUCAUGUAGAUUCUGGUCGGAUAACUGGUCCCCCUUUGGGAAGCUCUCGCAAUUUAUAUUGAGCGAUCAAACUUCUCGCAUGGGCAUUGAUGCAAACUCCACUGUCUCAGACCUCUUUAUUGAUGGGAGAUGGAUGAUUCCCCCGGCGCGGUCAGAGAAAAUGGUACAACUACACAUCUUCUUCACUGCUUUUGCCCUCACUGAUACAGAAGAUUGCUAUGAAUGGGUGAUUGAUGACAAACCGAUUUCAAGAUUUAACACCAGUCAGGUUUAUCAGAAACUAAGGGGUCAGGAAACUAGCGUACCUUGGGCUCAAAGCGUUUGGAUUACAGGAGGCAUCCCUCGCCAUAGUUUUCUCACUUGGCUGUUCAUCUUGAAUCGAUGCCCUACUAGAGACCGUCUUCGGAGCUGGGGACUCCAGACGGAUGUUGUGUGCCUGCUCUGCAACCAGGAGCCUGAAACUAGAGAUCACUUAUACUUCCACUGCCCCUUCAGCUUUGCAAUCUGGGAGGAAAUUGGGAGGAGAUGUGACCUGCAACCGCUAAAAAAUUGGGAUCAUACCAUGAUUCAGAUGCAAUCUCUUCAAGGAAACAAAUACAAGAAACGACUUACCCUUCUCUGUUGGCAAUCAUCGAUUUAUUGGAUUUGGCAGGAGAGGAAUAAGAGGCUUCACAAUCAACAAUUUCGAUCAUCAGAGGCUAUUACUUCUCUCAUCACUCGUCAAAUCACGGAUCGGAUCUCCGGUUAUCGAUUGAACUCUCCUGCGAUUUCUUCGAUCUUCAUGCAACUUUGGUUUUCGACGCAAAUUUGA
Messenger RNA from Brassica napus (rape), 831 nucleotides. RefSeq lists its product as uncharacterized. The record is from RefSeq and is a predicted model, not a curated record. NCBI's taxonomy places the organism in Eukaryota, Viridiplantae, Streptophyta, Magnoliopsida, Brassicales, Brassicaceae. The coding region runs from base 1 to 831 and encodes 276 amino acids. The transcript has a single exon.